Molecule: messenger RNA, 964 nt
Organism: Quercus lobata
Lineage: Eukaryota; Viridiplantae; Streptophyta; Magnoliopsida; Fagales; Fagaceae
Product: S-adenosyl-L-methionine-dependent methyltransferases superfamily protein
Exons: 9
Coding region: 82-723 (213 amino acids)
Biological process (GO): rRNA methylation
Molecular function (GO): nucleic acid binding; rRNA (adenine-N6-)-methyltransferase activity
Source: RefSeq, a predicted model, not a curated record
AAAAAAAAGUUUGAACCCGAAGAGUCUCUCUCUUUGCGCGUAUGCGAGUGUUUCGUCCGAGGAAUCUUUCUCCACACAAAGAUGAAGCUGAAGCAACUAGAAGGCCUCCUCGGUGAUCUUCAACAGUUCUCCAACCCAAAGGUGGAGCUGGAACAAUACCCAACUGGACCCCACAUUGCCUCUCGCAUGCUCUUCACUGCAGAGAAUUCAUUUGGGGAUAUAAGCAGCAAGGUAGUGGCCGAUUUUGGUUGUGGCUGUGGUACAUUAGGUGCUGCCGCAGCUCUUUUGGGUGCAGAACAUGUUAUUGGCAUUGACAUCGAUUCACAAUCUCUUGAAAUUGCGUCACUAAAUGCAGAGGAUCUUGAGUUGGAUAUAAAUUUAAUACAGUGCAAUGUCAAGAACUUAGGAUGGAGAGGUCAAACUGUUGAUACUGUUGUAAUGAAUCCUCCAUUUGGAACCCGGAAGAAGGGUGCUGACAUGGAAUUCCUCUCUGUGGCUUUGAAGAUUGCUUCUCAAGCAGUUUAUUCCUUGCAUAAGACCUCAACAAGAGAUCAUAUCAAAAGGGCAGCCUUGCGGGACUUCAAUGCUAGUAGUGCUGAGGUUUUAUGUGAGCUUCGAUUUGAUGUACCACAGCUAUACAAAUUUCAUAAGAAAAAGGAAGUGGACAUUGCUGUGGACCUCUGGCGAUUUGUGCCCAAAGUUAAUCAAGGAAAGGGGAACUAGCGUCACAUCAAUAUGUGCAUGAUUAAAUCAUAGGAAAAGAAUAUAAAUAUUAAAAUAGGUAUAGGAAUGUGCCUUUCUAAUUUUAUUGGAGUUCUUUACAUAGAUGUAUCCUGUAACAAUUGAAGAGACAAUGUUGAGGCGUUUUUUUCCUUCCUAUUUUUAAUUUUAUACCCCUACUCAGUUCUUAAUUUUAUGAGAGCUGUAUUAAAAUUGUUGAAAUGUACUUCUAUUCUCAGGUUUA